CUCGGACUAAAAAUUCUUUGAUAUAUUUUGUACAUGGAAGUUACAAAGCUUUCACAUUGUAGGUUUGGACAAACGAGACUUGGCAGAAAACCGUCGGCUUUUUACUUUGCUUGAAAUGAUGCACGCAAGCAAGUACCAGACAGUAUGGGCAGCAAUAGCCUUAAUACUACUUGCAACAGUGCAAUCCGUGUCCGCGUUUUACAUUCCUGGAUUCACCGCUGUUUCCUACAAGUUUGGGCAGCAGGUUCAGCUUGAUGUUAACAAGAUCUUUUCAAAGAAUGCUCAGUUACCGUACGCAUACAGUGAGCUCGAUUUCGUCUGUCAGCCUAAAGGACCUGUCAAGAGAACAUGGCUCAAUCUUGGCGAGAUUCUACGAGGCGACCGCUUCGUCAGCAGCGAUUUUCAGCUCCAAAUGAAGCAAGAUAUCGGGUGUCAACAACUUUGUACGAAAGCUCUAUCCGGUGCUCAGGCAAGCAACGCGAAACAGCUUAUUGAAGAGGAAUAUAGUGUUGAAUGGAUUGUGGAUAAUUUGCCUGGAGCUACGGCAAAAACUGAAAUUUCUGAAGGUGGUCGAAAGAUGUAUGUUGCUGGUUUCCCAUUAGGUCGUGUCAAGGAUGGAAAGACAUAUAUUCACAACCACUUUACUCUCGUGUUCUUGUACGAAAAGAACGAAAAGAAGCCUGAUGAACAGUACAUUGUUGGAUUUGAAGUGUACCCAGAGUCAUAUGAUGGUACGGACUGUCCUGUUGAUGUGGAUCAUCCCAUGCAAGAAAUUGGAGAGAGCGAUGUUAUCGUUAGAUAUACAUAUGCUGUGACUUGGCAGGAGACUGAAGAAAUUAAAUGGACGCACCGAUGGGAUAUGUAUAUGACUACAUCCGACCCCCAAAUCCAUUGGUUUGCCAUCAUCAACUCUUUCAUCAUCCUUAUUUUCAUCACCUCCAUGGUAGCCGUCAUUAUUAUGCGCACCCUUAACCGCGAUAUUUCAAUGUACAACGAAGAGGACAUCGAGGGAGCGGAAGAAGACUCUACAGGCUGGAAAUUAGUCCAUGGCGAUGUCUUCCGUGCACCAAAACAUGCCAAUCUACUUGCACCUGUUAUUGGAUCCGGAAUUCAGUGUCUAGUGAUGAUGACCAUGUCGCUUGCCUUAUCGUCAUUUGGUGUCUUGAACCCAUCCUACCGUGGUGGAACCAUGUCCAAUGCCUUGUUCUUUUAUGCGUUUGGAGGCUUGUUUUCGGGCUAUGCCAGCACUCGCCUCUAUAUUAUGCUGCAAGGAUCAUCAUGGAGAAGAAAUGCAUUGGUGACAGCGACCCUGCUUCCUGCAGCCAUGUUUUCGCUCAUGUUUAUUCUCAAUUGCUUUGUAUGGGCCAAGCAUUCAUCGUCUGCCAUUCCAUUUGGCACCUUCUUUGCCUUGUUUGCUAUCUACCUCUUCAUUGCAUUACCGUUGGUAUUUAUAGGUUCGUCUGUUGCCUCUCGACAAAAGCCUAUAGAGCACCCUGUACGCAUUCAUCAAAUCCCACGACAAAUACCGGAGCAGAUUUGGUAUCUAUCUCCCAAUGUCAGCAUUCUCACUGGCGGAAUGAUGCCCUUUGCAGUGGUAUUCGUGGAACUGUUCUUUAUUUUCAAAGGCAUCUGGUCCAAUCAAUAUACAUACUUUAUUGUUGGAUUCUUGGCUAUUGUGUUUUUAAUUCUAGUAGCCACCGCAGCCGAGAUCUCUAUUGUUGUGGUGUAUUUGCAACUUCAGGCUGAGGAUUAUCGGUGGUACUGGCGAGCAUUUCUCGUAUCAGCUGCAUCCGGAAUCUAUAUCUUCAUCUAUUCCGUGUUCUAUUACUUCAGCCGUCUGGAGGUGACAGGAUUUGUACCAGCUCUGGUGUACUUUGUAUAUAGUUUAUUGAUGUGCGGCAUCUACUCGUUGUGCGUUGGAAGCAUUGGAUUCUUUGCUACGUUCUACUUCUUAAGAAAGAUAUACUCUGCCAUCAAGGUGGAUUGAAACAACUUCAGUCAUCAACACGUGCAGAACGAAAAAGACCCUCGGAUCCGCCGUGGGAAAUUAGCUUAGGUUUCAACCAAUCAUAUCCACGUCUCCCACACAAGCUGACAAUCAUUAUAGAGAAAUUAUGGCAUAAUACUUGCUUCCACUGUCUGUGUGUG
This is a messenger RNA of Umbelopsis ramanniana AG, 2148 nucleotides long. RefSeq lists its product as uncharacterized. Lineage: Eukaryota; Fungi; Mucoromycota; Umbelopsidomycetes; Umbelopsidales; Umbelopsidaceae. Gene Ontology annotation, biological process: protein localization to membrane; vacuolar transport. Bases 116 to 1987 code for a protein of 623 amino acids. The record is from RefSeq and is a predicted model, not a curated record. Gene Ontology annotation, cellular component: membrane; Golgi apparatus. The transcript is spliced from 12 exons.